Molecule: messenger RNA, 2448 nt
Organism: Trichoderma harzianum CBS 226.95
Lineage: Eukaryota; Fungi; Ascomycota; Sordariomycetes; Hypocreales; Hypocreaceae
Exons: 2
Coding region: 1-2448 (815 amino acids)
Biological process (GO): Mo-molybdopterin cofactor biosynthetic process
Molecular function (GO): molybdenum cofactor sulfurtransferase activity; pyridoxal phosphate binding; molybdenum ion binding
Source: RefSeq, a predicted model, not a curated record
AUGCUGCAAGACUCCGUAUACUUGGAUCAUGCUGGGUCCACCCUCUCUUCAAAGUCUCUAAUGGAUGCCUUUGCCAAGGACAUGACAUCCGUGUUGUACGGGAAUCCCCAUUCCGCAUCAUCACCAUCUCAGCGCUCUUCAUCCCGGAUAGAUCAAGUACGAGUCCGUCUGCUAGAUUUCUUCAAAGCCGAUCCUGACCAGUAUGAUUUGGUCUUUGUGGCGAAUGCAACUGCUGGCGUGAAGCUAGUGGUUGAGGGCAUGAGGUCCUUGCCUGAAGGCUAUGUCUUUGCCUAUCACCAAGCUUGUCACACCAGCGUGGUAGGGGCAAGAGAAGAAGCACAGCAAAGCAUCUGCCUCGAUAACACGGGAGUUCGAUCUUGGUUAGACGGUGUUGAUCCGUUCAAGCCAACAACUUCUGGUAUCCCUGCAAGACUAUUCGCCUACUCGGCUCAGUCUCACAUGGAUGGGAGGCGAUAUCCCAUAUCUUGGGCCAAGGAGCUGAAGAAGAGAGAAGCUCAAUCCUCGUCUCGGACAUUGACGCUCUUGGACGCGGCUUCACUCAGUGCCACCUCACAGCUCGAUCUUUCUGACCCUCAAUUCGCUGCUGAUUUUGUGGUAUUAAGUUUAUACAAGAUCUUUGGAUUCCCCGACUUGGGCGUCCUACUUGUUCGCCGCUCUGCAGAAUAUGUAUUCAACCAUCGAAGAUAUUUUGGCGGCGGCACGGUAGACAUGGUGCUCUGUGGAGACGAACAGUGGCACUCCCCAAAGUCUUACUCUCUUCAUGAACGCCUAGAAGACGGGACACUUCCCUUCCACAGUAUCAUUGCCGCUGACAUAGCAAUAUCGACUCAUCAACGGCUCUUCGGCUCCAUGGAUCAAAUUAGUGCUCACACGGCAUACCUCAGACGCGAGCUAUGUCGUGGCUUACACAGCUUACGACACGCAAAUGGAAACCCCGUCUGUCACAUUUAUUCAGAAGUACCAGAUGAUGCGGCUUCUAUCGAGACUGGCCCAGUCGUUUCUUUCAACAUCAGGGAUAGUCGGGGCUUAUGGAUUGGCCUCGCUGAGUUUGAGAAGUUGACAAUCUUGAAGAAGAUGCAUGUCAGAACUGGAGGCGUGUGCAGCCCUGCAGGCCUAGCAUCCGCUCUCGACUUGCAGCCGUGGGAAAUGAAGCGGAACCUCUCUUCUGGAAUUCGAUGUGGCGAGGACAGUGGCCGAUUCACCAACAAACCAACUGGAAUCAUACGUGCUAGUCUGGGAGCAAUGAAUACCAAGUCGGACGUCUCUCGCUUCCUUGCUUUCGUACGAGAGUUUUUUGUCGAAGAUAGCAUCAAAGUACCGAAUCAGGUCAAUGCCAUUACGAGAAAGGCUGGCACUACAAAUAUUCAAGUCAAGGCUAUCACGGUAUAUCCAAUCAAGAGCUGCAGUGGCUAUACCGUCCCACCUGGGGUUCGCUGGGAAGUACGGCCAGAGGGGCUUGCUUGGGAUCGUGAAUGGUGUUUGGUCCAUCGAGGAUCAGGCCAGGCUCUCAGUCAGAAACGCUAUCCACGAAUGGCCUUAUUACAACCUUUGCUACUGUUCAAUGACAACGUGCUACGCGUGAAAUACCGCGGAAGCACGCCGAAAGGGCAGCCAACGCAAGUGGACAUACCGCUAUCCAACAAUCAUUCUCUGUUUGACACCGAUUUCCGGCAAACAAGCUCUAGAGUUUGCGGAGAGAAUAUUUCAGCACAGUCAUAUCUUUCAGAAGAAAUUAACGGCUUCUUUUCUAAUUCACUAGGAGUUCCAUGUGUGCUGGCGAGAUUUCCAGCAGGAGGCCGUGGAGCUAGUAGCAGGCUCUCAAAGGCUCGGAUGCAGAAGCAUCAACGGACGGAAAAGGCUCAGAGUGGGCAGCCUUCUCCGUUCCCUGGUGUUCCCUCUCCCCCUGAUUCGGACUCUGAACAGCAGCAAAGCCAACCAGGCAAGAUUCUCCUCUCCAACGAGAGUCCCAUUCUUAUGAUAUCCACCUCUAGUGUAGAGAUGCUCAACAAGACCAUCAUGGAGACUGGAGAAUCUGCCGUGGAUGAAUCAGUGUUCCGAGCAAACAUUGUUGUUGAGGCCUCCCCAGGUCAUAAUGGUCACCCAGCCUAUUCAGAAGAUAUGUGGCGGAGAAUUAGCAUUGGAAACCACAGCUUCAAACUCUUGGGGGCCUGCCAGAGAUGCCAAAUGGUAUGUGUUGAUCAAAUGACAGGAGAGAGAAGACAAGAGCCGUUUGUCACUUUGGCAAAAACAAGGAGGCUGAACGGCAAAGUCUAUUUCGGUACACACAUGCGGCAUGAGCAGUUGGAACAAGACGAGGAAUCGGAUGGCCUAAGUCCCACAAUACAGGUUGGGGACGCGGUCGUCGUGGAUGAAGAGCAAGGAGAGGAGGAAGAGGAAGGAAUUCCAGGUACUGGCGGUAAUCGAUAG